Messenger RNA from Coprinopsis cinerea okayama7#130, 1716 nucleotides. RefSeq lists its product as hypothetical. Bases 1 to 1716 code for a protein of 571 amino acids. The record is from RefSeq and is a predicted model, not a curated record. NCBI's taxonomy places the organism in Eukaryota, Fungi, Basidiomycota, Agaricomycetes, Agaricales, Psathyrellaceae. The transcript is spliced from 4 exons.
AUGCAACCAAGUGCCGCGCUGUCACCUCAACAAGAUGCGGCCAAAGGCGACCAUCGCACGCUUUUUCGUCUUUCGCAACAAAUAACCUACGACAACUAUGGGCUGGCCGUCCUGGAUGCUGUUCUGCCAUAUUCGCAGUACGACAAACUGCCCCGUGCUCCGAAUGCCUCCAUCAUCAUAGACUGCGAGAGAGGUUCCGGUGCACUUGCUUGUGUUGCAUCAUCCCUUCUCUGCUGUUCUCGAUCGCCCUCUCUUCGGGAAGGUACGAUCAUGAAGGUCAUGGCUAACUUCGACAAUAUCUUGACCUGGAUGAACCUCACUUUGGCGCGCUUGUCGGCGUUGGACGAUGCUUCCAUUUUUCCCCAGUCGUAUCUCCUCAACGUUGCAUCCAUCCUCUACCGACUCAGUACCAUGGAUACCAGAACAACCACGAUGGUCAUGGCCUCACGAGAAGCCGUCAAAAUAUUUCUGAGGGCCUGGACUCUGCGUUCCAAGAACACGAGAAAAGUCCACAGCACGCUGGGGUCCGACGAGGGUUGCAUGGUGACCAACCUUUUACGCGUAUAUACCAGCGACGAGAAAUGGCUUUCAAUCUUUGUCGACGUCGCCAUGGCCUCCCCGAAGCAUGUAAAAGCGUUUUGCGACGCGUUGAUCUGCAGAGUUGACCAACUCUCGACGUUCAUCGACAAAGUAUGCAAAGCAGAGCUUGUGGGCGAUGAAUGGAUGAAGCUGCUGUUUAUCCUUCACCGCCUCCAGCAAAUACGCGAGAUCCAUCGUCAACUUCGGAUAUCCAACUAUCUCUCCCGUUUAAUGACAACGCUCGUCAGUCUACAACAGCACUUCCCUCCAAAAACGAUCCUGCGCUUCUUCUUCACGAUUUUCUCGCUCAGUGCGGAUCCUCAGGCAGUGGAGGAGUUGGUCGACGGAGGACUUGUUACUGUCGCUGCCAACACGCUGAUGAAAGUGGAUUUGGCUGUUGUUGGGCAGGACGAGCGACAACAUGCACAGAACCUGAUCCAGGCGUUAGCGGCGUAUACGUUCCACCCUCGAACCCUUGCUGCCCUUCGCCAUACCGUGGGCGAACUCCCCAGAUACGUGGAGGAAGGACUCAAUCACCGCGAAUACAUCGGUUCCCGUUGGGACGAACUGGUCUACUGCAUUGGACCUCAGUCUAACCAUCUUAACGGUCUGGAAGAAGAAGGACUGAGCAUAUGUGACAAUGAUUCGCACGACGAGAUGUGGAUAGGCCCGUACAUGGUUGGAGGAGGCGUCAAGGCCUGCUCGGGGUGCCACUUGGUCGCUUACUGUAGCCCCGAAUGCCAGAAAACAGACUGGAAGGAGAGGCACAAGCCCGAAUGCCCUAUUGUGCGCCACAGCUAUCACGAACGCAGUGCGACCAACACGAAAUAUCGCCAUGCAACUCGCGCAUUCCAUCUACGAGUCAUCGAAGGCGUGUGUAACCCACAGUACAGACUCCUUACAGAGAGCCAGCCUGGUCAACGUGGAUGGGAGUUUCUGAUGAUGAUCAACGCGUGCUGGGACCAGCCCACGGAGAAUGCCAUCACACUUUGUCCAGCACCUAUACCCAGGUGGAUCGUGGAGCAGAAGAAAGUAGGCGACUGUCCGGCGAUGGAUGGGAGAGCAAAGCGGCUGGUUGACGAGUAUGUGAAGAGCAAGGCUCCGAAAACGCGUCUAGUCGAGUUCGUGACUCGGUGA